Messenger RNA from Ceratosolen solmsi marchali, 981 nucleotides. RefSeq names its product proteasome alpha3 subunit (gene Prosalpha3). Gene Ontology annotation, cellular component: proteasome core complex; proteasome core complex, alpha-subunit complex. Lineage: Eukaryota; Metazoa; Arthropoda; Insecta; Hymenoptera; Agaonidae. Gene Ontology annotation, biological process: ubiquitin-dependent protein catabolic process. The transcript has 3 exons. Bases 123 to 896 code for a protein of 257 amino acids. The record is from RefSeq and is a predicted model, not a curated record.
AAAUUAUACUUCUAUUUUUUACUUGAUUUGUAGAUAAAACUUUUGUGGUCGACUUGCCGCAAAUUUAAAAAGUAAACUUAAUAAAUAUUUAAAUUAUAUAGACAAUACAUAUAUUCUUAAAAAUGGCUCGAAGAUAUGAUACUCGUACAACGAUAUUUUCUCCAGAGGGACGUUUGUAUCAAGUUGAAUAUGCUAUGGAAGCUAUAAGUCAUGCUGGUACUUGUCUUGGUAUUUUAGCAAAUGAUGGUAUUUUAUUAGCAGCUGAAAAAAGAAAUACGAAUAAGCUUCUAGACGAAGUAUUCUUUUCUGAAAAAAUUUAUAAACUUAAUGAUGAUGUAGUGUGUUCAGUUGCUGGAAUAACAUCAGAUGCAAAUGUCUUAACAAAUGAAUUACGCCUCAUUGGCCAGAGAUAUCUUUUACAAUAUGGAGAAACAAUUCCUUGUGAACAAUUGGUAUCAUGGCUUUGUGAUGUUAAACAAGCUUAUACUCAAUAUGGUGGCAAGAGACCUUUUGGUGUAUCCAUUUUAUAUAUGGGAUGGGAUCAUCAUUAUGGUUAUCAAUUAUAUCAGUCAGAUCCUAGUGGCAAUUAUGGUGGUUGGAAAGCAACAUGUAUUGGUAAUAAUUCUGCAGCUGCAGUUUCAUCACUGAAACAAGAAUAUAAAGAAGGAGAAAUGACUUUAAAAGAUGCUAUGGCACUGGCAAUUAAAGUUAUGUUUAAAACAUUGGAUAUGAACAAAUUGUCAUCUGAAAAAGUUGAAUUGGCAACUCUAACGCGCGUAGAUGGAAAGACGAGGACGAGAAUCUUGCCGCCAAAUGAAGUAGAAGCAUUAAUUGCUGAACAUGAAAGAUUAGAAGCAUUGGCAGAAGCAGCAAAGAAGGAAAAACAAAAACUUUAAAUUGUAUACUUUGAUUGUUUGAUUCUAUGGAAUGUAAUUAUUGUAAUGAAUUGAUUAAUAAAGAGUAUUUCACCUUUUUAUUGUA